AGAGGAGGGUUUUAUUGCUGUGAGCUGGUCUCAGUGUUGGUGUGAUGUCAGUGAGCAGCAGGAUGGAGGAAUCGUCUCUGCUGUGUCUGCUCUUUCUGAUCUCACUGCUGAGCUGCAGCACAAACCAAGCUCGUCUGACUGUGAGUCCCAGCAGAUCUCAGUUUUUUAAAGGAGGCUUUGUGUCUCUGAGCUGUGAGGAGGACGACAGCUCUGCUGGAUGGACUCUGAGGAGAAACACAAGCAAACAGCAGAGGACUCAGUGUGGAGAUGGGUGGGGAGAAGAAGCUGGUUCUUUCUGUAACAUCAGCUACACCGACCCACUGGACAGUGGAGUUUACUGGUGUGAGUCCAGAGAGGGUGCCAUCAGUAACAUGGUUAACCUCACAGUCUCUGGUGGAUCAGUGAUCCUGCAGAGUCCUGUCCUCCCUGUGAUGGAGGGAGAUGACGUCACUCUGCUCUGUCAAACAAAGACCACUCCCUCCAACCUCCCAGCUGCUUUCUAUAAAGAUGGCGUCUUCAUUGGGAAAGAGGCUACAGGUCACAUGACCAUCCGGCAUGUUUCCAGGUCUGAUGAAGGCCUCUACAAGUGUGACAUCAGCGGUCAUGGAGAGUCUCCAUCCAGCUGGAUCACUGUCACAGGUAAACCUACAACCACAGCACCACCUGGCACCACUGCUCUGUCCACCACCUCAUCUUUGCCCCCUGAUUCCUCCGUCCUCCAACUUGUGAUCAGACUGCUCAUCCAUCUGGUGGUGUUCUGUCCAUAUUUCAUCUCCACUCUCCUGAUGGUGUCUUUAUAUCGACACAGAGCCUCAGGAAAUGACCUUUGUGCCUCAAUCCCACCCACUCAGCCUGAGCAGGGAUGGGAUAUGGAUGAGGAGUAUGAUGAUGUCACCACAGAGCAUCACUUCUGAAUCAGAGCUCUACUGUGUCUCUGUGGGUCUCACUAACUUUGUCCCCUCCACCUCUGUUGAACAAAUGGACUCUGAUCUUCAUCUCUGGAUAUUUUUGUGUAGAUAAACAGCAAAUAUUCCUGCUCAGAGAAUGAUGUCCAUCAUGAACUGUGUGUACACCACUGCAGCUACAGAUAAGAUAUUGGAAGUCAUGCUAAAUCCUGUUUUAUUUAGCCAUGUUUUGUUUGCACCUCCUUACUGAUCAGCUGAUUUAAGUCAUUGGACUCCCACUGCUAAUGAACUGAAUUCAAACUACCAAGCGGCUGCUUCCUCAGCCUCUCACUCGUAGAUACUGACAUCUGUGUUUUGGUGUCUGAUGAACUGCAAAUAUAUGAACAUGUGAGUCCCACUGGACUUCUGGAUCAUU
Molecule: messenger RNA, 1320 nt
Organism: Archocentrus centrarchus (flier cichlid)
Lineage: Eukaryota; Metazoa; Chordata; Actinopteri; Cichliformes; Cichlidae
Product: high affinity immunoglobulin gamma Fc receptor I-like
Exons: 6
Coding region: 45-914 (289 amino acids)
Biological process (GO): cell surface receptor signaling pathway; immune response
Cellular component (GO): external side of plasma membrane
Molecular function (GO): transmembrane signaling receptor activity
Source: RefSeq, a predicted model, not a curated record